This is a messenger RNA of Saprolegnia diclina VS20, 896 nucleotides long. RefSeq lists its product as hypothetical. NCBI's taxonomy places the organism in Eukaryota, Oomycota, Saprolegniomycetes, Saprolegniales, Saprolegniaceae. The coding region runs from base 19 to 747 and encodes 242 amino acids. The transcript has 3 exons. The record is from RefSeq and is a predicted model, not a curated record.
GCGGACAUCCCAUCCUUGAUGGGAAGAAAUAUUUUGAUGCCGAAUUUAGCAAGGUGGAUGACACUAUUUAAAAUAGCUAGAAAUAGUAUACAUCUCAUACGGCUGGCACCGCGCGAUAGGAGAAGCGCGAUGAGCAAGACGAGCCCGCUCGAAGAGGUCAAGCAGUCGACGCAGAACAUGCUGCUCGCCGGCGCGAUCGGCGGCAGCGUCGGCGCAACCUGGGGCGUCUGUCUCGCGACGGUCCGGUCGCAGCCGCUUGGCUUCUACGCGGCCUCGGUUGGCGCCAACUUGGCGCUCGCAUCGGCGUCGUACAUGACGGUUUUUGAGAUUCUAAAGCGCAACAACGGUGGGUCCACGGACAACAUCUCGACGUACGUGCUGCCGGGCACGAUCACGGGCGGUGCGCUCCUCGGUCUCGCAGGACUCGGCACGCCCAUGCGCGCGGUCCAAGGUAGCAUUGCGGGCUCCGUCGUCGGGCUUGGGGCGUACUUUGCCGACAAGAAGUUUCAAGAGUGGCGGCUCGCCAAGUCCAUCGAGCGCUACCAGGCCAAGCACGGCAUUGACGCCCACGAGACGAUCCUCCUCAACGGCCGCGUCGAGACGGCGUACACACCGGUGGCCGAUCGACACAAGUUUGACCUCCCGGACCUCAUCCCGUCAUUUGUGCGCAUCUCGGAGGACGAAGUCCAAGCCCGCAUUGAAGCGCGCCUGGCGGAGCUGCGAGAAGCCGCCAAGACGGCACCGUAAGCGUCGUUUAAUCCAGCUCUCGAUACCGUGACUCUUCUCGCGCCUGCAUCGGGCUUUGUGUACAGAGCGAGCUGGUGAUCAAGAGGGAACCUUGAGGCAUCCAGUAUCAACGGUAAUCACCGCAGCAAUGUAUUAGAGCUCGUGAAUGA